AUGGAGCUAAGGUUAAAGUAAUACAGCGGAAAAUAAAUACCACCCAGCUUAUCAAAUAGCAAGAUGAAGCUAUCAAUCACUACUGGGUAUAUUGAUUAAACAGUACUUCAAAUGUGACUUGCCUAGGUGCUAGAGGUUGAUUUCGGCUCCCUCUGACUGUUUUGACUCUGGUUCUCCAGGCUUACUGACCCAAUUCCCCCCCCCCCCCAUCAGGUGGUGAAUCUCCAUGGGGGCCUGUCCAUUGAUAGCGUGGCCAGACUGGAGCUGGAUACAGGAGAGGCUCUGGAGGCUCUCCACUGCUGUUUGGACCCCUCCAUACUGUCUAUCUUUGAGGACACACCCACAGGAGAGGUAAGGAGCCAAGGACAAAGGUCAAAUCACACCCCGUUUCCUAUAUAGUACACUACUUUACUUUGGACCAGAGGCACAUUUGGAGUAAUUUUACUUUUUGCUAACUGUACAAUAGUUCCAGCUUUUAACGGACUUGUCUGCUACUUAGCUGAAUUAUGUGAAAUUUAACACCCCCAAAAAACGUCUCUCAGAAUAAAGUUGGACUUGAUGAGGAGAACCAGGCUACGCUGCUCACAGCUUUGACGGAGAUCCUGGAUAACGUGGACGAUGAGAACCUAUCCCACUUUGACACACUGCCAGACUCGGACCUACUGUCUGGCCAGAAAGACCGGGAACACUCGCCGGUGAGUCCCAACACACACCAUACACAUACAAACUGUGACCUUAUCCCUGUUUGACAUACUGCCCGACUCUGAACUAUUAUCAGGUCAGAAGGUGAGGGAACACACUCCGUGAGUUCCCAGCUGGUCCUGGCCAACGUGCAAACACACAGCUUGCACUAGGCUUGGGCAGUAUACCGUAUACCAGGGUAUAUGGAAAUAGUCACAGAAUGGUUUUUCAAUACAGUUGAAACUUUUUAAUAUUUGUAGCUACUUAAGUAAAUACCUGCAGUCAACUUCUGCAAUAUGUUAGAAGAUAAAACAGACUGCGUUCUUAAUUUCACCUGUCACAUUAAUUUACAUUGUGAAGCUUACCAUCUUUCCACUAGAUGUUGGAACAUUGCUGUGGGGACUUGCUUCCAUUCAGCCACGAGCAAUAGUGAGGUCGGGCACUGAUGUUGGGUGAUUUGGCCUGGCUCGCAGUCGGUGUUACAAUUAAUCCCAAAUGUGUUCAAUGGAGUUAAGGUCAGGGCUCUGUGCAGGCCAGUCAAGUUCUUCCACACCGAUCUCGACCUUGCUUUGUGCAUGGAGGUAUUGUCAUGCUGAAACAGGGAAGGGCCUUCCCCAACCUGUUGCCACAUGUUGCCACAAAGUUGGAAGCACAGAAUCGUGUAGAAUGUCGUAUGCUGUAGCGUUAAGAUUUCCCUUCACUGGAACUAAGGGGCCUAGCGCGAACCAUGAAAAACAGCCCAAGACCAUUAUUCCUCCUCCACCAAACUUUACAGUUGGCACUAUGCAUUGGGGCAGUUAGCGUUCUCCUGGCAUCCGCCAAACCCAGAUUUGUCCGUCAAACUGCCAGAUGAUGAAGCGUUAUUCAUCACUCCAGAGAACGUGUUUCCAAUGGCGGCAAGGUUUACACCAGCCGGCGCUUGCCAUUGCGCAUGGUGAUCUUAGGCUUGUGUGCGGCUGCUCGGCCAUGGAAACCCAUUUUCAUGAAGCAACGGACGAAACAGUUAUUGUGCUGACGUUACUUGCAGAGGCAGUUUGGAACUCUGUAGUGAGUGUUGCAACCGAUGACAGAUUACUUUUACGCGCUUCAGCACUAGGCGGUCCAGUUCUGUGAGCUUGUGUGGCCUACCACUUCGCAGCAGAGCUGUUGUUGCUCCUAGUCGUUUCCACUUCACAAUAACUCUUACAGUUGACCGGGGCAGCUCUAGCAGGGCAGAAAUAUGAUGAACUGACUUGUUGGAAAGGUGGCAUCCUACGACGGUACGGACGUUCUACUGCCAGUGUUUGUCUAUGGAGAUUGCAUGGCUGUGCUCGAUUUUAUACACCUGUCGGCAACGGGUGUGGCUGAAAUAGCCGAAUCCACUAAUUUGAAGGGGUGUCCACAUACUGUUUUGUGUGUAUAUGCAUGCAUGCAUGCAUACAUACAGUGAGGGAAAAAAGUAUUUGAUCCCCUGCUGAUUUUGUACGUUUGCCCACUGACAAAGAAAUGAUCAGUCUAUAAUUUUAAUGGUAGGUUUAUUUGAACAGUGACAGACAGAAUAACAACAACAAAAUCCAGAAAAACGCAUGUCAAAAAUGUUAUAAAUUGAUUUGCAUUUUAAUGAGGGAAAUAAGUAUUUGACCCCCUCUCAAUCAGAAAGAUUUCUGGCUCCCAGGUGUCUUUUAUACAGGUAACGAGCUGAGAUUAGGAGCACACUCUUAAAGGGAGUGCUCCUAAUCUCAGUUUGUUACCUGUAUAAAAUACACCUGUCCACAGAAGCAAUCAAUCAAUCAGAUUCCAAACUCUCCACCAUGGCCAAGACCAAAGAGCUCUCAAAGGAUGUCAUGGACAAGAUUGUAGACCUACACAAGGCUGGAAUGGGCUACAAGACCAUCGCCAAGCAGCUUGGUGAGAAGGUGACAACAGAUGGUGCGAUUAUUCGCAAAUGGAAGAAACACAAAAGAACUGUCUAUCUCCCUCGGCCUGGGGCUCCAUGCAAGAUCUCACCUCGUGAAGUUGCAAUGAUCAUGAGAACGGUGAGGAAUCAGCCCAGAAUUACACAGGAGGAUCUUGUCAAUGAUCUCAAGGCAGCUGGGACCAUAGUCACCAAGAAAACAAUUGGUAAUACACUAUGCCGUGAAGAACUGAAAUCCUGCAGCGCCCGCAAGGCCCUCCUGCUCAAGAAAGCACAUAUACAGGGCCGUCUGAAGUUUGUCAAUGAACAUCUGAAUGAUUCAGAGGAGAACUGGGUGAAAGUGUUGUGGUCAGAUGAGACCAAAAUCUAGCUCUUUGGCUUCAACUCAACUCGCCGUGUUUGGAGGAGGAAUGCUGCCUAUGACCCCAAGAACACCAUCCCCACCGUCAAACAUGGAGGUGGAAACAUUAUGCUUUGGGGGUGUUUUUCUGCUAAGGGGAUAGGACAACUUCACCGCAUCAAAGGGACGAUGGACGGCGCCAUGUACCGUCAAAUCUUGGGUGAGAUCCUCCUUCCCUCAGCCAGGGCAUUGAAAAAUGGGUCGUGGAUGGUUAUUCCAGCAUGACAAUGACCCAAAACACAUGACCAAGGCAACAAAGGAGUGGCUCAAGAAGAGCACAUUAAGGUCCUGGAGUGGCCUAGCCAGUCUCCAGACCUUAAUCCCAUAGAAAAGCUGUGGAGGGAGCUGAAGGUUCGAGUUGCCAAACGUCAGGCUCGAAACCUUAAUGACUUGGAGAAGAUCUGCAAAGAGGAGUGGGACAAAAUCCCUCCUGAGAUGUGUGCAAACCUGGUGGCCAACUACAAGAAACGUAUGACCUCUGUGAUUGCCAACAAGGGUUUUGCCACCAAGUACUAAGUCAUGUUUUGCAGAGGGGUCAAAUACUUAUUUCCCUCAUGAAAAUGCAAAUCAAUUUAUAACAUUUUUGACAUACGUUUUUCUGGAUUUUUUUGUUAUUCUGUCUCUCACUGUUCAAAUAAACCUACCAUUAAAAUUAUAGACUGAUCAUGUCUUUGUCAGUGGGCAAACGUACAAAUCAGCAGGGGAUCAAAUACUUUUUUCCCUCACUGUAUAUGCGUGUGUGUGUAUGUAUGUAUGUAUAUAUAUAUAUAUAUACACACACAGAGCGAGUUCUGGAAAAAGUUAAGAGACCACUGCAAAUUAUUCUUAAAUCAGCAUCUCUACAUGUAUUACAGCCAUUCCAUUCCAGUGUCUGUUGAAUUCCAACACAGGCACACCUCAUUCUACUGAAUUAGGUACUGAUUAGGUGAUCACCUGAACCAAAUCUUAUUUAACGAGUAAAAGUAUAAAAAUCACUGCUGUGGUCAUCACUAUUCUCUUGCAAUAAUACCAGUUGGAUGUCAAAAUCAGUGCUAAUAGUACCUCAAAAGUAAUAUUGAUCAAAAAAUAACUAUUGACCAUGCCAAAAGAGUUGAAAAGGAAAGUUCUGAGUGAGGAAAAGAAGGGUUCAAUUCUGGCUUUACUGGCAGAGGGAUACGAAUGUCACUCAACAACCAUAGGAUGACAUCAAGUGACCUACAAAAAGAAUGGCAAACGGCAGCUGUGGUGAAGUGCACGGCAAGGACGGUUCGAAACAACCUCCUAUGGGCAGGGCUGAAGUCGUACAAAGCUAGAAAAAAGCCCUUCAUCAAUGAGAAGCAAAGAAGAGCCAGGCUGAGGUUUGCAAAAGACCAUAAGGAUUGGACCGUAGAGGACUGGAGUAAGGUCAUCUUCUCUGAUGAGUCCAAUUUUCAGCUUUGCCCAACACCUGGUUGUCUAAUGGUUAGAUGGAGACCUGGAGAGGCCUACAAGCCACAGUGUCUCGCACCCACUGUGAAAUUUGGUGGAGGAUCUGUGAUGAUCUGGGGGUGCUUCAGCAAGGCUGGAAUUGGGCAGAUUUGUCUUUGAAGGACGCAUGAAUCAAGCCACGUACAAGGUUGUCCUGGAAGAAAACUUGCUUCCUUUUGCUCUGACAUUGUUCCCCAACUCUGAGGAUUGGUUUUUCCAGCAGGACAAUACACCAUGCCACACAGCCAGGUCAAUCAAGGUGUGGAUGGAGGACCACCAGAUCAAGACCCUGUCAUGGCCAGCCCAAUCUCCAGACCUGAACCCCAUUGAAAACUUCUGGAAUGUGAUCAAGAGGAAGAUGGAUGGUCACAAGCCAUCAAACAAAGCCGAGCUGCUUGACUUUUUGCACCAGGAGUGGCAUAAAGUCACCCAACAUCAAUGUGAAAGACUGGUGGAGAGCAUGCCAAGACACAUGAAAGCUGUGAUUGAAAAUCAGGGUUAUUCCACCAAAUAUUGAUUUCUGAACUCUUCCUAAGUUAAAACAUUAGUAUUGUGUUGUUUAAAAAUGAACAUGAACAUAUUUCCUUUGCAUUAUUCAAGGUCUGACAACACUGCAUAUUUUUUGUUAUUUUGACCAGUUGUCAUUUUCUGCAAAUUAAUGCUCUAAAUGACAAUAUUUGGGAGAAAUAAAAAUGCUAUUCUUACCCAAACACAUACCUAUAAAUAGUAAAACCAGAGAAACUGAUCAUUUUGCAGUGGUCUCUUAAUCCUGUGUGAAAAAUGAAGAAUUCUGUGUUAACGUGACCCAUAAGUUUAACUUGCUAGUUAUCUAAGUGGCUGAAUAAUAAGGUGACGGGGCAUCAUAUUGUGUUGGCUUUCUGCCAUGUUUGAGAAGUCAAAGCAGUUUGGAUAAGUUAUCUGUACAGCUGCCACUGCUAUCAUUUGAUUUCAUUGUGUUUUUUUCUCCUGGCAUCUUUGUUGCAGUUUUUUAGCUCACUGAGGACUAGCAUUUCUUUAGGCUUUAUAUUUUUUUAUAUGCCAUGUAGUAGUGUAUAUGUCUUAGUUAGUCACUUGGUGGCAGAAGGUUGGACACUGAGUAUAAUCUAUUGGAGGCUGAUGGACCCAACUUUAGGAAGCAGGGCUGUCAAAAUGAAUAGGCAACUGGAACUAAUGACAACUUUUUAUGCCUAAACUGUAUUGUGUUGAUUCACUGUUGUCCUAUGUGUGAUUGUAAUGUUUGUUUCUUCUCAUAUUGUAGCUGAGGAGACUGCUGUGCUUGUCCCGCUCGCCUCCAGAGAGGGAGACACUCUGCAACACACGACAGUUCUCCACUGGAAAGGUAGCUCACCUGCUUUCACUACCACCCUGUUGUAAAUGCAUUCAACUGUAUCACUCUAGUUAUUUCGGUAUUUUCAUAUUGACACGUACAUAUGAUUUGAAUCAAGACUUGAAGAUUUCAUAAGACGUAUUGCUUUAAAGUGCAGACACAACAAAUAGUGUAGCUGGUGAGAAAGUCUGCAUAUACAGGUGGUACAGCUACAUUUUAAACCUCCAAGCUGAACGGAGAAAGCCCCAGACGUUGACCAGAGGUUUCCCCUCUCUAUCUAGAGUCUCCCCAGGACACAGAAGUAUGUCCAGAGGAGUGACGGAGAGGAGGAAGAGGACGCAGAGCAAAAGCUCCUGAACUGGGAUGGCCUGAAUCUGCCUCUCCCUCUGGAGCAGCACAUGGAGGAAGAGGGCGAGGAUGGAGAGAGCAUGUCAAUGAGUUUAGGAGAGCUGGUCAGACACAUGCACCCCUACUGCAUGGCCGUGUGCGUGGAGAAUGGAGAAGAGGAAGAACAGAUGCUGGCAGAGAAUAGGGUACUGCUGGAGGUGGUGGACCAGGGAGAGCAUGGAGAAACUAUAUUUGCCCUCCCAGAUAUGGGCCUCUCCCUCUGUCAUCCCUCUUUCUCCCUGCCUGGAGUAGAAGACUUGUCCGAAGCGGAGCAGAGGAUUCCUGAUGAAGUUUUGGAGGCUGCCAUUUUGGAGACGCCAGAGUCUGCGAAUGAUGAUGACGUCGUAGUUGACGAUGCCCCAGAAAAGGUGGCCGGCCCUUCUGAUCCCGCCAUGACCCUGAGGUCAGAGGCAAGGGGUGAGAAGGUCAUCAACAGAAGACCAAAGGAGGAGACUGCAGAGAGAUGUCCAUUUCGAAGGAAAAGGAAACGGAAAAACAAAAUGGAGAAUUCACCUGCUGAGGUCAUACCUGAACCUGACCAGGCAGAGGGGAGAGUCCUGAGGAGCGGGACUAAUGGGAGAGCAGCCCAGGAAUCCUUGCCCUGGAAGCCUGUCAAGGAGACAACCAAACCAGAGAAGAAGAAAAAGGACAAGAACGAGUCAUUAACUUCCGCCAUCUCAUUAACGGCCGCCCCCGAGGCCCGAAAACACAAGAUGAGAGUGACACACGCUGCCGAAACACAACGCGCACAGCGGCAGAGCCAUGUGGAAGUCACCACCAAAACACUACCCACACAACCCAGCAUUAAGGUCAUCCCUGCCUCUGACCCUGUGUUAAAAGUAAUGUCCUCUGACCUGUUGCCAAUGACUAUGACCCCCAAAAAGGUCCCCCCAGCUUCUGCAGCUAACCCAACAGCCUACCAGAUGAUGGACGCCCCCCAGGCAAUGACAAUCAACCCUCCCAGUGCCAACCCUGUAUCAGUGGCCCCUCAGGCAACGAUGCAGCCCAACGUUGCCCCUCUAGUCGCCCCCCAGGUGAUCCCCCAGCUCACUGAGACCCCCCAGGCUAUUGAACCCAAACCCAAGCCCCUGUCCCUCCAGCAGUACCGGCUGCUGCGCCAGCAGAAGAAACCGGCCUCCCUAGAGAGACUGGAGGACCCGAGCACCAAGUGGCCCAUCCUCCUUGAGGCCCCUACAGAGCUGCCCCCCAUCCCCUGCCUCCCCACCCCCUCCUACAGAGACCCCCAUCGCCCCCACCCCUUCCCAGGGAAGAAUGAAGUGGAGGAAGUGAAAUCAGCCUGGCAGCCCAUGGGACCAGGAGCACCUCCUACACCUGAAGCCCUGCUGGUGCCUCCUGCUUACAUGCAGGCCUCCAAAUCAUAUUCCCCUAGCAAGGUUGCUAGUCCAAAUGCAGCCCUUACCACCCCUCCCCAGCAAGCGGCUGUUCCUACUCCACAGCCAUCUAAAGCUAGCCAACUCCAGCCCCCAAUCUCUGCUGUGCCUGCAUCCAGUACUGUGAAGGUGGUACCACCCCAGACCCCCUCCACCAAGGCCCAGACCCCUUCUGUGAAGUGUUGUAUACCCCAGGCCUCCCAGCCUGCACUCUCUAACCCCCUGCUCCAGUCUCAGCUACCCUCCUUGAAGCCUGUGGCCCUUAUCAAAUCUCUGAGCUCCAGUGGAGCCUCUUCUAAAACCACUACAGAUGCCCACAGGCCCAUCUUAAUUGCUGCUAUACCCCAAGAACCCACCCCCGUCGCUGUUACUGUACCCGAGAAAACUUUAAACCCCACCACCGCUGCUGCUGUUUCUGUCCAGAAACCUACCCCUGCUGCUCCUCUGAAGGUGGCUACUACUCUCCAGAAGGGAGUAGUUUCUCUGCCCCAGCCUAGGGUGCCUGAGCUGCCUACAGUUACUCCUGUGUCUACCCCAGCCAAGCCCUCCAACGCCCAGUCCUUCAAACCUCCAGUGAGGUGUUCUCCAGCCCAGGAGGACCCCAAAGCGAGUCCUACUCCGGAGCUGAUGGAGGCCUUCACCAGUGAAAUCGGUGAGGGGACAUACCGGACAUACUACUGAGCCUCUGGUUGCUUGGAUGUUAGAUUUGCCACAUAUCCUUAGAGCUAUUUGAAGCAUGUAAAGUGUUUUCUCCUGGCUGUAGUUGUUGUGGUGUAUUGGUAUAGUAGUGAGUGGUUGUUCUCUCUCACAGGUAUUGAAGCUGCAGACCUCACCAGCCUGCUGGAGCAGUUUGAAGAGACGCAAGGUGAGUGAUAUGGACUCUGAGGUAUUGACACUGGAGUUAUCUCUGGCUGUAGGGGAUAGUUUUUUUUUUUUUUUUUUUUUUUUUGCGAAAUUUCUUCAGGGGUCGCCAUUUAUUUAACAUAUUUCAUGUUUCUUUGACAUUGCUGUUAUUUCAUCUAUGAUGAAGUACCGAAACAUAGCAUUUAUGUUAGAAAACAACCAGGAAUUCUGCAUAAAAAGGCUGACUGUUUCCCGCUGAAAUAUAAUCAAUGUAACCCUUACUCCUAUGGCAUGCUAGUGGCCUAAUGGUCUUGGUGUUGGCUAACAUCUGUGUGACUUGGUGUUAGCUAACAGCUCAGUGGAUCAGCUAGUUCAGUAGUACUAGACUAAAUCUGGCCCCAGGAUCACUUUCACUGGAUUGUGUGAUGGAGAAGUGGUGUGUAGGGUUGCAGAGCAGGGCUACGUCUGGCCAUAAUUGACUGAUGAGAUGGUUGGAGGAAUUUAGUGCCAAGACUCCUAAGCUCCUUACGAAGUCGACGGCUGACCCAAGCAUUUGGCUUUUGCAGGUCGAUCUGGAACGUGCUCGUUGUCUUGUGUGUUUUGGUGCACGUUAGUAGCUUGGCGAAGCAGAGUUUGACGUGUUGGAUUUUUUAUUCAUGGGUUAUCUAAAAAGGGGUCUUCAUACUGGAGAGACACAAUUUCUUUGGUUCAGUGAGGAUGCUGGUUAAGUCUUGGCAUGUAGAAACAUCCCAUUAUCAACUGUUCACAUGUAAGGAGCAGUCUCAGCAGGUUGUCAGUCUGUCAUUCCUGGAGGACUUUCUGUGUUUUUAGCCUAGUUUUCCAUUCCAACACACUUUAAGGCAAUUCAGAGUUCAUUGUUCCUUGUUGGUUACAUCAGAUACUGUUUUAUGAUACAGUGUAUAUUCUGCACGUGAACAUGGUGGUGACAUUAUCUAAUCUAGCUACGUGCCCACCUCUUGCGUUAGAAAGCAUUGGUUUUCAGAUCCAAACAUUGAGGUGGAAGUUGGGAACAUGGGAUAUGGCUGUUUCAGGAGGUGGAUUUUGAGAACAGUCUUCGCUUUUUAGUGACCUGUUGUCAUGUAUUAGCCCCAAGUGGGAAAUUGGGUUAACAUUUUCUACCAUUACUACUUUAAUGUGUGUGAAAUCAAAUUGUAUUCGUCACAUGUUUCGUAAACACAGGGUGUAGACUAACAGUGAAAUGCUUAUUUACAGGCCCUUCCCAACAAUGCAGAGAAAGAAAACAAUAGAGAAAUAAUAUAAAAGUUAUAACGUGUAAUAAUAAAUACACAAUGAGUAACGAUAACUUGGUGGCUAUAUACAAGGGGUACCAGUACCGAGUCGAUGUUCAGGGGUACAAGGUAAUUUAGGUAGAUGUGCACAUAUAACUAGGAAUAGAGUCACUAGGCAACAGGAUAGAUAAUAAGUAGCAGCAGUGUAUGUGAUGAGUCAAAAAAGUUUGUGCAAAAAGGGUCAAUGCAGAUAGUCCGGGUAGCUAUUUGGCAGUCUUACGUCUUGUGGGUAGAAGUUGUUCAGGGUCCUGUUUGUUCCAGACUUGGUGCAUCGGUACUGCUUGCCAUGCAGUAGCAGAGAACAGUCUAUGAGUAGGGUGGCUAGAGUCUGACAAUUCUUUAGGGCCUUCCUCUGACACUGCCUGGUAUAGAGGUCCUGGAUGGCAGGGAGCUCAGCCCCAGUGAUGUACUGGGCCAUACACACUACCCUCUGUAGCGCCUUGCGAUCGGAUGCCAAGCAGUUGCCAUACCAAGUGUUGAUGCAGCCAGUCAAGAUGCUCUCAAUGGUGCAGCUGUAUAACCUUUUGAGGAUCUGAGGGCCCAUGCCAAGUAUUUUUAGCCUCCCGAGGGGGAAGAGGCAUUGUCAUUGCCAUGAUUGACCCUUAGUGAUGUGGACACCGAGGAACUUUAAGCUCUCGACCUGCUCCACUACAGACCCGUCAAUGUGAAUGGUGGCGUGCUCGGCCCUCGUUUCUUGUAGUCCACGAUCAGUUCCUUUUUGUCUUGCUGACAUUAAGGGGGAGGUUGUUGUCCUGGCACCACACUGCCAGGUCUCUGACCUCCUCCCUAUAGGCUAUCAUUGUCGUCAGUGAUCAGGCCUACCACCAUCGUGACAUCAGCAAACGUAAUGAUGGUGUUGGAAGCGUGCACUGCCACGCAGUCGUGGGUGAACUGGGAGUAUAGGAGGGGGACUAAGCACGCACCCCUGAGGGGCCCCUGUGUUGCGGGUCAGCAUGGCAGAUGUGUUGUUGCCUACCCUCACCACCUGAGGGUGGCCCGUCAGGAAGUCCAGGAUCCAGUUGCAGAGGGAGGUGUCCCAGGGUCCUUAGCUUAAUGAUGAGCUUUGAGGGCACUAUGGUGUUGAACGCUGAGCUGUAGUCAAUGAACAGCAUUCUCACAUAGGUGUUCCUUUUGUCCAGGUGGGAAAGGGCAGUGGGGAGUACAAUAGAGAUUUCGUCAUCUGUGGAUCUGUUGGGGCAGUAUACGAAUUGGAGUGGGUCCAGGGUGUCUGGGAUGAUGGUGUUGAUGUGAGCCAUUUUAUGGCGACAGAUUAAUGAUUAGUUAUUUAGACAGGUUACCUUGGCGUUCUUGGGCACAGGAACAAUGGUGGUCUGCUUGAAACAUGUAGGUAUUACGGACAGGGUCAGGGAGAGUUAAAAAAUUUCAGUGAAGACAAUUGCAAGCUGGUCAGUACAUGCUCAGAGUACGCGUCCUGGUAAUCCAUCUGGCCCUGCAGCCUUUUGAAUGUUAACCUGUUUAAAGGUCUUACUCGCAUAGGCUACAGCGAGCGUGAUCACACAGUUGUCCGGAACAGCUGGUGCUCUCGUAUGGAGGAAAAACCGUCCCUUGCCAUAGGUUUUCAAGCAGAUUUAAGUCAAAACUGUAACUCGGCCACUCAGGAACAUUCACUGACUUCUUGGUAAGAAACUCCAGUGUAGAUUUGGCUUUGUGUUGUAGGUUAUUGUCCUGCUGAAAGGUGAAUUAAUCUCCCAGUGUCUGGUGGAAAGCAGACUGAACCAGGUUUUUGUCUAGGAUCUUGCCUGUGCUUAGCUCCAUUCCCUUUCUUUUUUAUCCUGCAAAACUCCCCAGUCCUUAACGAUUACAAGCAUACACAUAACAUGAUGCAGCCACCACUAUGCUUGAAAAUAUGAAGAGUGGUACUCAGUAAUUUGUUGUAUUGGAUUUCCCCCAAAUAUAACGCUUUGUAUUCAGGACAAAAAGUGAAUUGCUUUGCCACAUUUUUUGCAGUAUUACUUUAGUGCCUUGUUGCAAACAGGAUGUACAGUGGGGAAAAAAAGUAUUUAGUCAGCCACCAAUUGUGCAAGUUCUCCCACUUAAAAAGAUGAGAGGCCUGUAAUUUUCAUCAUAGGUACACGUCAACUAUGACGGACAAAUUGAGAUUUUCUUUCUCCAGAAAAUCACAUUGUAGGAUUUUUUAUGAAUUUAUUUGCAAAUUAUGGUGGAAAAUAAGUAUUUGGUCACCUACAAACAAGCAAGAUAUCUGGCUCUAACAGACCUGUAACUUCUUCUUUAAGAGGCUCCUCUGUCCUCCACUCGUUACCUGUAUUAAUGGCACCUGUUUGAACUUGUUAUCAGUAUAAAAGACACCUGUCCACAACCUCAAACAGUCACACUCCAAACUCCACUAGGGCCAAGACCAAAGAGCUUUCAAAGGACACCAGAAACAAAAUUGUAGACCUGCACCAGGCUGGGAAGACUGAAUCUGCAAUAGGUAAGCAGCUUGGUUUGAAGAAAUCAACUGUGGGAGCAAUUAUUAGGAAAUGGAAGACAUACAAGACCACUGAUAAUCUCCCUCGAUCUGGAGCUCCACACAAGAUCUCACCCCGUGGGGUCAAAAUGAUCACAAGAACGGUGAGCAAAAAUCCCAGAACCACAUGGGGGGACCUAGUGAAUGACCUGCAGAGAGCUGGGACCAAAGUAACAAAGCCUACCAUCAGUAACACACUACGCCGCCAGGGACUCAAAUCCUGCAGUGCCAGACGUGUCCCCCUGCUUAAGCCAGUACAUGUCCAGGCCCGUCUGAAGUUUGCUAGAGUGCAUUUGGAUGAUCCAGAAGAGGAUUGGGAGAAUGUCAUAUGGUCAGAUGAAACCAAAAUAUAACUUUUUGGUAAAAACUCAACUCGUCGUGUUUGGAGGACAAAGAAUGCUGAGUUGCAUCCAAAGAACACCAUACCUACUGUGAAGCAUGGGGGUGGAAACAUCAUGCUUUGGGGCUGUUUUUCUGCAAAGGGACCAGGACGACUGAUCCGUGUAAAGAAAGAAUGAAUGGGGCCAUGUAUCGUGAGAUUUUGAGUGAAAACCUCCUUCCAUCAGCAAGGGUAUUGAAGAUGAAACGUGGCUGGGUCUUUCAGCAUGACAAUGAUCCCAAACACACCACCCGGGCAACGAAGGAGUGGCUUCGUAAGAAGCAUUUCAAGGUCCUGGAGUGGCCUAGCCUGUCUCCAGAUCUCAACCCCAUAGAAAAUCUUUGGAGGGAGUUGAAAGUCCGUGUUGCCCAGCGACAGCCCCAAAACAUCACUGCUCUAGAGGAGAUCUGCAUGGAGGAAUGGGCCAAAAUACCAGCAACAGUGUGUGAAAACCUUGUGAAGACUUACAGAAAACGUUUGACCUGUGUCAUUGCCAACAAAGGGUAUAUAACAAAGUAUUGAGAAACUUUUGUUAUUGACCAAAUACUUAUUUUCCACCAUAAUUUGCAAAUAAAUUCAUUAAAAAUCCUUCAAUGUGAUUUUCUGGAAUUUGUUUUCUCAUUUUGUCUGUCAUAGUUGACGUGUACCUAUAAUGAAAAUUACAGGCCUCUCUCAUCUUUUUAAGUGGGAGAACUUGCACAAUUGGUGGCUGACUAAAUACUUUUUUUCCCCCACUGUAUGUUUUGGAAUAUUUUGUGUUCUGUACAGGCUUCCUUCUUUUCAAUCUGUCAAUUAGGUUAGUAUUGUGGAGUAACUACAAUGUUGAUGAUCCAUCCUCCAUCACAGCCAUUAAACUCUGUAACUGUUUUUAAGUCACCAUUGGCCUCAUGGUGAAAUCCCUGAGCGGUUUCCUUCCUCUCCAGCAACUGAGUUAGGAAGGACGCCUGUAUCUUUGUAGUGACUGGGUGUAUUGAUACACCAUCCAAAGUGUCAUUGAUAACUUCACCACGCUCAAAAGGAUAUUCAAUGUCUGCUUUUUCAAUUUUUACCCAUCUACCAAUAGGUGCCCUUCUUUGCGAGGCAUUGGAAAACCUCCCUGGUCUUUGUGGUUGAAUCUGUGUUUGAAAUUCACUGCUCGACUGAGGUACCUUACUGAUAAUUGUAUGUGUUGGGUACAGAGAUGAGGUAGUAAUUCAAAAAUCAUGUUAAACACUAUUAUUGCACACAGAGUCCAUGCAACUUAUUAUGUGGCUUGUUAAGCAAACGUUUACUCCUGAACUUAUUUAGGCUUGCCAUAACAAAGGGGUUGAAUACUUAGUGACUCAAGACAUUUCAACUUUUCAUUUGUUAUUAAUUUGUAAAACAUUUGAAAAACAUAAUUCCACUUUGACAUUAUGAGGUAUUGUGUGUAGGCCAGUGACACAAAAUCUCAAUUUAAUAAAUUUUAAAUUCAGGCUGUAACACAACAAAAUGUGGCAAAAGUCAGGGGUGUGAAUACUUUCUGAAGGCACUGUAUGUGCAACAAGUCAUCUCUCUCUCUCUCUCUCUCUCUCUCUCUCUCUCUCUCUCUCUCUCUCUCUCUCUCUCUCUCUCUCUCUCUCUCUCUCUCUCUCUCUCUCUCUCUCUCUCUCUCUCUCUCUCUCUCUCUCUCUCUCUCUCUCUCUCUCUCUCUCUCUCUCUCUGAACAGUAAUUCUUCCCUCAGAUUAUGCAUGUAUGAACUAGACAUUGAAGCAUCCAGCCCAAAGUGAGAGGUUUAAAAAAUACUUUCUUAGUCACCAAAGUACCAUGUCUUUAAACAUUUGGUUUCCAGGGGGGCAGUGCGGGCCAUGAGGAAGGCCAAAAAGUGUCUCACUCCCUGGGUCAGAAAGCUCAUAAUUAGCUGGGUCAUCGCAAGCACCAGCUGCAGUGUAGAUACUACCAUGACCUGGUAGUAUAUGAGGAGCUGUAGGUCACGGGGGCAUUUGCCAAAGUCGUAGGAGAAAGCAGUUUAGGGACAGGGACAGCACGUCAAACUAAUUGCCAAAUGUAUCCAAAGAGAUGAAUUAAUGAAUUAUCUGAAUUAAUGAAUACAAUGAGGAGCAGGUUACAACAUUCUGGAACACGUGAUGUUAUAAUCAGAUUCUUCUAUUACAUCAUGUUGGGUCCAUAUCUUGUGUAUGUUUGACAGUGAACAGUAAACCCAAUUCACUUUUACAAAGCACAGCUAGCCAACUAGUAGUUUGACUUGUAAUUUGUACUGCCUACUUUUGAAAGACGAUUUCUUUAAUCAAAAUGGCACAGCUCUCCCAGAAGGGUGGGCUGUGCAACAUGAAGAUGUUAUUGUUGGCUGUUAUUUCCCUAUGAAUGUGUUGUUGGACAAUGGUAACCGUGCUACCCUACCCCCUUCCUCCAUCCCUUGCUUUUACUCAUUCUUUCUCUUCCCCCUCUCUCCAGCUAAAGAGGAGCAGUGUGUUCCGGAGGUCUCUGGUAGAGCAGCCGCUGUAGGAAACUCUAGGUGAGUUACCCAACAGCCCCAUUCUGUGUGUAUGGAGAGCCUUCGCCAAGACCUACCGAAGACCUUACUUCUGACCCCACAAUCGGCCAAGCACUCCACCAUUUAUUUGUGUGUGGCAUUUUCAAUGUUUUUUUUUUCAGCAGUUCCAAAAUGUUCUACUGUCCUCAUCUGUGUGAUUUCUAGACUAAGCCAUAGGCUCCUCUUAGAAGUGUGUACAUGUUCAAUAAAGCGGUGUGUUUGUUUCUAUCGUAGUGUGGCGCAGCCAUUUGACAGGACCACUGUGGAGAGAGUCCGAGCACAUGACCUGACCAGCACUGCAGGUACGAACUACUGUACACACACACCGGUCACCCUGUUAGCUGCUAAUGUACAGUGCUUAUGCUAAUCACACACUACUAUUACUAGUCAUACACCAAUCAAAUGUUAAUUGUACACUGCUAAUUAACUGCUAAUACUAGUCAUACACCAAUUGCCCGGUACCCUGCAAAUGCAAAUCACACACCGCUAAUGCUAAUCACAUACCAAUCACCCUGUACAUUGCUAAUGCUAAUAAUACACUGCUAACAUACUAAAAACAUGGCAGAGGUUUACAGCGCUAACCAAAAUCACGCUGAUACACAAUGGAGUAAAUGAAAAGUUGGAACACUUGCCUGUUUCUCUCGAUAAAAUGCUUGAUAUCCAUUAUUGCCUUACGAAAUCUACCUUCAAAUGGCGGACAGAGGAAUUCUGCUUCAGAUUGAACAGUAGCUGACUACUCCGUUCCGUUCUCUUCCCAGGUCUGACCCCUCCAGCUACCCCUCCUCACCAGAUGUGGAAGCCCCUGGUUCCCGUUGCCCUCCUUGGGAAGAGCCGAGCCAUUGAGGCCCCCAAACCAUCGCCCUCCAAGGCCAUCCAGAUCGACGCACGGCCCCUGCCCUCCAACAAGUUCCGGAGCAAGCCCCCCAGCCCCGCUAUAACUCCCAACCCAGUAUCUCUCACCCUGGCCUUCUCAGACCACGACUACUCCCUCCCUGAGAAGGAGCCCAUGGCUAUUGCAGGAGAGCCAGGCAAGCGCUGGAAUGUCAAACAGCAAGCAGCCAUCACCAUCAAGACCAUCGAGCCACUUAGCAGCAACACAACCAGGGCACCCCAGAGGAUCCCUUCCCCCUCCCUCCAAACCCUCACAACUGCCCUGGGUACGAAGACCCAGCAGGCCCCACUAGUUCCCCAGCCCCUGGAUGUAAGGACUGACAGGACUAGCUCUGUGCUGGAGACCCCUGAUGCCUCUCCCACCAGGCUGAAGGACCAGGCUGGUCCCCUGGAGAGGAGUCUCAAGAAAGGGAGGUCUUCCCGGGGCUACAAUACUACCUUCUCCCCCAGGCCUAGCCCCAGCCCCAGGGAAGCAAAGCGAGGAAGGGAGAGUAAAAGGAGAAUCCACUGUUCCUCCAGCCCUGGCUCUACUGGCUCGGAGUCAGACUCUCACUCCUCUUCUCCGUCUAGAUCUCGCUCUCCACCCAGGAAGAGGUGAGAUGCUCAUCCCCUCUUUAUUUCUGUCUUAAAAGCUAUCCCCCCCCUGUCACUGGGCAAGGCGGUGUCCUCUAAUGGCACUGAGUCUUAUAUCUGGCAGGGGGAGAGCGAAUGUCCAUAUUCAUCCCAGUCAUCUCUAUUCAGUGAAGAAAAAGGCUGGUUCAUGCUAUGGGCACAGAUGUAUAGUAGUUGUAUCUCAUUUGAGAAUAAUCUCUGUCCUCCCCCAUCUGCUACCAAUGUAGCAAUCAUCAAGGUGAUGUCAUUGGCUUAAACCAAUAUGACUAAUGGCGAUAUCCAGUCUGUCCUAAUCUGACAUCACUGACAGAUUCCCUUCUUCCAUCCCUUCCCUCUCUCCUCCAGGUACAGGCCUCGUCACUCUGAGAGCAGCUCCAGUGCCUCGUCUUGCUCCUCCCGCUCCUCCUCUCCUUCCCUGGCCCACUUUCCGAGGCACCGGCGAUAUUCCUACUCCUCUUCCCGAUCAGGAUCCUGGAGUAGGUCCCGUUCCCGCUCUCCCCACAGACGGGCGUGGAGCAGAGGCAGCAGACAACGCAGGUAAUUAAAGCACUUUCCUCAUAAACAUUUUUUCCAUGGUAUUGGUCAAUUCUGACUUUUGAAAUUAACCACAAAUGCAUGCAUGCAGUGCAGUCAGAUCAGUGCAUGUCCUUCUGACUACUUUGGACAGGAUAACAUCACAGGAUAAGUAUUCAGACACUUUACUCAGUAUUUUGUUGAAGCACCUUUGGCAGCGAUUACAGCCUCACGUCUUCUUGGGUAUGACGCUACAAGCUUGGCACACCUGUAUUUGGGGAGUUUCUCCCAUUCUUCUCUGCAGAUCCUCAAGGUCUGUCAGGUUGGAUGGGGAGCGUCACUGCACAGCUAUUUUCAGGUCUCUCCAGAGAUGUUAGAUCUGGGCUCUGGCUGGGCCACUCAAGGACAUUCAGAGACUUGUCCCUGAAGCCACUCCUGCGUUGUCUUGGCUGUGUGCUUAUGGUCAUCAUGUUGGAAGGUGAACCUUUGCCCCAGUCUGAGGUCCUGAAUGCUCUGGAGCAGAUAUACAUCAAGGAUCUCUCUGUACUUGGCUCUGUUAAUCUUUCCCUUGAUCCUGACUAGUGUCCCAGUCCCUGCCGCUGAAAAACAUUGCCACCACCAUGCUUCACCGUAGGGAUGGUGCCAGGUAUCCUCCAGACGUGAAGCUUGGCAUUCAGGCCAAUGAGUUCAAUCUUGGUUUUGUCAGACUAGAGAUUCUUGUUUCUCAUGGUCUGAGAGUCCUUUAGGUGCCUUUUGGCAAACUCCAAGCAGGCUGUCAUGAAGCCUUUUACUGAGCAGUGGCUUCCGCCUGGCCACUCUACCAUAAAGGCCUGAUUGGUGGAGUGCUGCAGAGAUGGUGGUCCUUCUGGAAGGUUCUCCCAUCUCCACAGAGGAACUCUGGAGCUCUGUCAGUGACCAUCGGGUUCUUGGUCACCUCCCUGACCAAGGCCCUUCUCCCCUGAUUGCUCAGUUUGGCCGGGCGGCCAGCUCUAGGAAGAGUCUUGGUGGUUCCAAACUUCUUCCAUUCAAGAAUGAUUGAGGCCACGGUGUUCUUGGGGACCUUCAAUGCUGCAGACAUUUUUUAGUACCCUUCCCCAGAUCUGUGCCUCGACACAAUCCUGUCUUGGAGCUCUACGGACAAUUCCUUCGACCUCAUGGCUUGGUUUUUGGUCUGACAUGCACUGUCAACUGUGGGACCUUAUAUAGACAGGUGUGUGCCUUUCCAAAUCAUGUCCAAUCAAUCAAAUUUAGCACAGGUGGACUUCAAUCAAGUUGUAGAAAUAUCUCAAGGAUGAGCAAUGGAAACAGGAUGCACCGGAGCUCAAUUUGAGUCUCAUAGCAAAGGGUCUGAGUACUUAUGUAAAUAAGUUAUUUCUGUUUUCUAUUUGUAAUAUAUUUGCAAAAAUUUCUACAAACAUGUUUUUGCUUUGUCGUUAUGGGGUAUUGUGUGUAGAUUUGAUGUUUUAUUUAAUUAAUUUUAGAAUAAGGCUGUAAAGUAACAAUGUGAAGUGGUCUGAAUACUUUCCGAAUGCACUGUAAUUUAGCUUCAUGGAUACAGAUGUUUUAAUGAUUUAACAUUGACCACGUCUCUUAUUCCGUUUCUUCCCACAGCCCCUCUUUCAGAGCAGUCUACCGGCCUGAAUCUAGAGAAAACAUUGAGGUGGUGAAGAGACUCAAAGAGAAAGCUAUCGUGAGUACAUACUUUUCUAUCAAAGUGAAGUUGGCGAUUGUGCCUUUUUCAGGGAUUUCUGCCGUCUGGGCCAAGUAGUAACCUCUAUAAGAGGCGUCUGCUCUUCAGUGAUGAUGAGUUGGAACAGGACACAGUCUGUCUCUGGGGGUCACUGGGUCAAGGUCACGUUCUGUGUCUCUGGGUUCAGUUCCCCAGAGCAGUGUGUUCUUUUCAGUUGAUGACCGAUGCAUUUGUCUGAGAAGGGCCCCCCUUGAAAUAAAGGGGGGGGGAGAGUGUAUGUUUUAUUGAAGCCAAUAGUUCCUUGAAUGAUACUGCGUGUGUUCUUGCGUGUGUGGUGCAGAAAAUUGUCAGCUUACUAAUGCCGUUCUCUCUCUCCCCUUAGGAGGAGCGUAGGGUUGUUUACGUAGGGCGAAUCCGAGAGACAAUGACUCGUAAAGAGCUGAAGGAACGCUUCUCUCUGUACGGAGAGAUUGAGGAGUGCACUCUACAUUUUAGAGGCCAUGGGUAAGUACUCUCAAACACCGGUCAUGUUUUGUUAAAAUAACGAGUAAUACCUAAAACCUGUUCAGUAGGCACGAUAUGGAAAACAUUUUGAAACCAAAAACGAUUGUAUUGAAAAGUAAAUCUUACCUAGGGCUGUUACCUCCACACCGGCAGUCACGAGUCAUGAUUCAGUCAAAUUCCACGUGACCGUUGAGUCACGGUAAUGAGGCUUCUCCAAAACUGCGCUCUAAUGCUGCUGUUGGCAAUUAGCAGCCUACCAAACUUGCUAACUGCCAGUCGCUAAUGGCCUUGUACUCAAUAUUUAUUGUCCCUCUAAUCACGCUGACAUCAAUGCAAAUGCAAUGGAAAAUCAAAUCAAACAUAUUCAUGAGAGCCCUGGCAUUGAGUUUGAGCGGAAUAGGAUCACCUGUUGUGUAGCGAGAGCCAGCUCCUCAUAGCUGGUUGAUGCAUGCAAUUAAAUAAGUGGUCCUAUAAGCCCAUGUUGUGCAACAUUUAUAUAGGGUAUGCAAUUGCGUGAGAACAGUUUUGAUGGCCUCUAUUAAAUAGAGGAUCCCAUUAGCUUUCUAUAGGCUAGGCCUACUAUAUUUAUUUCUCAACUUUCCUAAUGUUGAUAAUAUUAAGCACAACCAUAGUAGCCUACCUUGCUGGCAUGAAAAUUAACCGCGGCAAAAUGUCCUCCAUUCGCUAUUCAAGUGCAUACGGAUGACAUGUCUUUGUUUUGCCCCUGUUCCGACAGGUGCAUAAUGGCCCAUUCUAAAUCAAAUGUAAUUUCACACAUAAUAUUGAGUAUAUGUAAAGAUUAAAUUGAAUAGUCUGAUGGGUGAGAAUAUUAUCACUUGUGAAUUAUGCCCAGUAAGGCAAACUGCUCAAUCAUUUUUUUAAACGACUUUUUAAAACGAAAGUUGCAUCAUGUAGCCUAGCCCAUAGGCCUAUGUUUUGAUAAGGUUUGUAUCACAACUAAAGUGGCCAAAUAACUCUAAGCGUGGCCUGUAGGCCUAGGACCUCUGGAACAGGGUUUGAGAGCCCAUAGCUUACAGAGCCCAGGGAAGUGUGUUCUUAUAAGUCAUUGCGCAAUUGCGUGUGAAAAGUGUUUUGACUGCUCACUAUUUAAGAGGAUCCCAGCUUUCUCGUCCUGCUAUAUUUAUUGCUAAAUUCUUAAAAUUAAGCACAUUAAUCCGCUUUACGACCGGUGAAGCCUACUUGGCAUAUUAAAAACAUAACAGCACAUAUUCGCUAUUCGAGUGCAGGCUACAGAUGACUUUUUUUGUGGGCCAUUCUAAAUAAGAAAUAAUCACACACAUAUUAGUAGGUUAUAAGUAAAGAUUAAAUUGAGAAUAGUCUGAUGGGUGAGAAUAUUAUCAAGUGCUUGUCAAAUUGCGAAUGAGACUGAUGAAGCGUGUGCAGCCUGCACAAGAAACAGAGAAGAGCGCAUGCGUUUUUAAUGUGACUUUUUCAAAUCAUCAUUGGUCGCGUCAUGCAGCCUUAGAAUGUAUUAGAAAUCAAAACGCAUAGCCUAAGGUUUGUAUCACAACUAAAGUACCAUAGAUAAUUAUAAAUUAAGCAUAUAGGAGAUUCUGUUUCAAACACAGAAUAGCGGCAUGUGCGCACUCCCAUGGAAAUCAUUUGGGGAAAAAUAUCCUUGUUGUAUUCUUCUUACUAUAAAAUAAUGUCACGGGAAUUAUAAGCAAAUCUUGUCAGCUAAAUAAACUAGUGUAGCCCACAGCCACAUGACAUAGCAAGAGUAGAGCCUAACAUAAGGACGACUCAGAAUAUGCUAUUCUGUUCUUAUAAAAUGGGCUACAUUUUCUUCAUGUUUCUUUAAACCUGCCUAAAAUGAAAAAUGGAUUUAUUGUGAUGGUGUAGGCUAUAUUUAAUGGUUUUAUUGGAGGAAAAAAAAUGUAUUUGUACCAAAGGUCAGCAUUAGUGGCUUGUAGGCUAUGCGUGGAAGCCUGGAUAUGCUAAACGUGUUUAUGUUAAUUAACGGUAAAUUACCGUAAGACCAGCAGUUAUUUGCAUGACGGUUACCGGCUGACGAAAUUGAAUGUCCGCCACAGCCCUAGUCUUACCACCUCCAUCGCUAAACAUUUUGUUAGCCGGUAACCUGGUUUUGUGCUUACUGAAAACAACUUGAAGACACAUUUUCUUCCCAUACCCAGAGCUAACACCUGGGCUUUACAUUUACAUUUACUACAGCAACAACCAGGCUUGUUUAUAAGUGGGGCCCCUUGGCUAAACCACCAGGUGGCUCUUUUAAGAAUUCACACCUCAACACCAUCUAGUAGUGUUCAUGUCACCAAACAGAAUAAAACCGACCAACAGGGAGGGACUACCUUUGUAUUUUAAAAUGUCUUCCAUUUUGUGCCAUAAUGAAUCAACCCUCUUGACUCCUGCAUGUUUAACAUUUGCUAUUCAAUCUCUGUGACAGGGAUAACUAUGGAUUUGUGACCUACUACGAUACGAAGGAUGCGUUCACGGCCAUCGAGAACGGCGGCAAGCUCCGUAAGCCUGACGAACUCCCCUUUGAUCUCUGCUUUGGAGGAAGGAGACAGUUCUGCAAGACGAGCUACGCUGAUCUAGGUAAGACAGGGUUUAUGGAAAUAAUUUGUAUAAAUAAUGAAUGCCAUUUUUUGGUUGUCAACACUGGUACUAGUUGUCAGUAUUAAGAUACAAUUAUCAUAUUUUUAUAUUAUUGGACUGUCAACUUUCUUGGUAUACUUCUACAUCUGAUUGCAGUGAUGCAAGGAUAGCUAGCAAUGGUUCCCUAAAAAAUCCCGCAGGUGAUGCUAAUUAGGGUUGGACAGUAUCCAGAUUUCCAUACUUACCGUUCCUGUACCAUACCAGGGUAUACGGUAUUACUGGCAGUGCAAACAAGGGCCGCUACUUAUUUAGCAAAAAAUGCUAACUAAGUACUAGCGAAUUCCCAUAGCGGAUGCUAGCUAAAUGCGAACAAACUAGUUGCAAGGACAGACCACCAAGCUCAAAGUUGUAUAACUAUCUCAAAAGGGUACUCACACUUUGAUUCUCUACUCUAACCAAGAAGCUUGAUCUUGCAAGCUAUAGGUGGCUAGCUAGCACGUUAGCAAACCAAAUGCAUAGCUGGAGCUCUGGGCCUGGUUUCCCAAAAGCUUUUUAAGACUAAGUUCGUUAGAACCUUUGUAGGAGCAUGCUUAAUCUCUGAGCUGUUUCCCAAAACCAUCAUUUAUAAAGUUGCACUUAAACUUAUUUACCAGCUACCUCAGACCACUCAUAGGACAGCUAAGUGCGUCAAUAGAUCAGUUUUUUUCAUAACUUUUCUACACAUCUCCGCUAAAAAUAUAAUCAAGAUGUUUAUCUGUCUCUUUUACCGCUGAUAACUUCACAAUGAAGUUGACUACAAAUACGAAGUUGCCAAUGUCUUUGCAGUUGUUACAAACAAGGAGGGAUGGGGGUUUGAAAUAAUUUCACUAUUUGAAUAGUAUCAUUCAUUUUUGUCAUAUCCGGAUAUUCGAAAUGCAGUGCAUUCAAAAAGUAUUCAAACCACUUGACUUUUUCCAUAUUUUGUUGGUACAGCCUAAAUUUUAUAUAGAUUCAAUUUAGAUUUUGUCACUGGCCAACACACAAUACCCCAUAAAGUCAAAGUGGAAUUAUGUUUUUAGACAUUUUUACAAGUUAAAUUAAAGCUGAAAUAUCUUGAGUCAAGUAUUCAACCCCUUUGUUAUGGCAAGCCUAAAUAAGUUCAGGAGUAAAAAUGUGCUUAAGUUUUAUGGACUCACUGUGUGCAAUAAUAGUGUUUAACAUGAUUUUGGAAUGAUUACUCUAUACCCCACACAUACAAUUAUCUGUAAAGUCUCUCAGUCGAGCAGUGAAUUUCAAACACAGAUUGAUCCACAAAGACCAGGGAGGUUUUCCAAUAAAACAGACAUUGAAUAUCCAUUUGAGCAUAGAAAUUCAUAGUGGGUACUUCAAAAUACCCCGGUAUACAGUAUACCGCCUAAUACUAAUGUUCUUUCUCUUUUCCCUCCUCCAGAUUCUAACCGCGAGUAUGACCCAUCGCCCGUGACUGGCAAGUUUGAUGCCCUUGACUUUGACACUUUACUGAAGCAGGCCCAGAAGAGGUAACAGAGGUCAGCCCACUGGGGGCACCAUGCUAAGACUAACCUCAGAGCCGUCGGCAGGCUCCUCCCACCUUCAUCGUUGGCUUCGCCUUGACCGAGGGGUGGAUCACAACGAACGGUCCAUACGUUAGCCAGCUAACAUUUUUAAUAAACAUGCAGAUAUAGAUAUUUUCUGGUUCAUAGAAAAGCUACAGUUUUAAAGCUGCAAUCAGAAAAACUAUGAAUUAAUAGAACCUUACAUUUUGGGUUAAGGCAUUGUACGAAGCUAAUAAGGCAUAGUUAUAUUCAAGAGUCAAAUGUAAUCGAUGUCAUUGAUUGAAGCAAUAUCAUAUCUGAAUCAUUAAUCAAACAGUUGAAUUGAGGAAGUCUGCCGUUUUU
This is a messenger RNA of Coregonus sp. 'balchen', 23741 nucleotides long. NCBI's taxonomy places the organism in Eukaryota, Metazoa, Chordata, Actinopteri, Salmoniformes, Salmonidae. The record is from the annotation of a GenBank genome assembly.